This is a messenger RNA of Acanthaster planci (crown-of-thorns starfish), 2843 nucleotides long. RefSeq names its product ciliary microtubule-associated protein 2-like. The record is from RefSeq and is a predicted model, not a curated record. NCBI's taxonomy places the organism in Eukaryota, Metazoa, Echinodermata, Asteroidea, Valvatida, Acanthasteridae.
CGGUGUAUGCCGGGGGGGUACGUCCACUUACAUGACUUAUACUAAGUUUAUCAACAGGUGUUGACGAUUGGGCCAAACCGUCAAAUCUUCUUUCCAGAGUUAAACUUCCACGCAUACAAGGAGUAGCAUUUGAUUGGAAGGCUUGCAGUUGGAAUUUAUCAAAGUGGCCGCUCUCCUGCAGAAUAUUUGCCCGAAAAUGGCUGCGGUAAAGGCUUUUCAGGGAGCACCAUUCGGCACACAAAAAUCACGGUUUGAUGUGUCUGGGGUCCAUCCUCAGAGUAAAAUGCCAGGAACAUUCACCGAAGUCUGGUAUGACAACAAAUCAAUGACAGGAUUGAGGAGAAAACGAGGACCGGGUACCUACAAGGUGGAGGUUGGAACCUUCAGUCAGAAUGCCGUUGAGAACAGAGCUUCAGGGCCAGGAUGGGCUAGGGCUUAUGAGACUGCACGUAUGGCAGCCCUGCCCCAUCUACUACACAAAGACCAAUGGGAGAAGAAGAAGAUGUUGGUCAAGAACCUUGGGCCUGGGACCUACAACAUCAAAGACUUUCUGCAUUUGAUGGACGACCGGCCUCGAAGCACGCGAGGAAUCUGUCAGACCAGAGAGAGUCGCUUCCGAGGCACAGCAACGAGCGAAGUUCCAGGCCCAGGAACCUACGGUGAGGGUGGUAUACCCCAUACUGCUGUGGAGAAGAAAGCUCAAGUCUCGGCAAGUACUGUAGGUUUACUAGAUGCUGGGUCCUCAACACCUAGACAUCUGCCUUCAGUGGGUUGUGAGUUGGGUCCAGGCACCUACGAGACGGAAAGCUUCACCGACAAACUUGCCAAGAAGGUUACCAGUCUGAGAGGCCCCUACGAUCUGUUCACAGGCGACAGGAACGCUGUCAUCAAGACGGGUCAUCUAGCCAAAGCAGGUCAGCAUCACUUAGGUCCUGGUCAGUACAGUCUGAAAUCCUUCGUGCAUAAGUGGGACGAUGAACACCACCAAUGGCAGGGUAGGUUUGGCAAGCAUUCCCAGUAUCCGGAGAGACCUACCGAGAGGAUGCACUGCUCCACACUCUCCCAGUGGCCUAGAUGCCAGAGUGAACCAGGUCCUGGGCAUUACACAGCCAGGGAAUUGACCAGAGUAGAAGGCAAAAAUCUCCCUCCAUUUAUCUCGUCAGCAGAACGAUUUGACAAGCGAGCUCGCAAGUUCUUUACAGGACAAACGAACCCCGUAGGAGCAGGCCGCUAUGACUUGCAACGUUAUGAAGAUGCCCAACAUCGCAAUGGCCACAGGAGUGUCUUCAACUCCAAAGUUAAAAGAGAGAGGACGAGUCGGGAUAACAUGAUGCAAGAGCGUAUACGAGCAAUCAACCUCAGACCAGAAGACAAAAGUGACCUGACGGUGCAGAAAGGAGAGGAUUAUAUCAAGGCCAGACGAGUCAUCUAUACACAGCAGUAGAGGGGGCACAGGAGGGUUGGGAAAUGGGGUUGGGGGUUAAAUUAAUACGACUUCAGAGUAGCUUGUAAGUUUAUUGAGAGGAAGACAUACAUGUGCAUAUGAAUGGCUUCUUUGAUAACUUCAGUUAUAGGUCCUUUUUCUGGGAAGUAUGCUGGAUAAGUUACUCUUUGGGGAAAAUCAUGAGGGAUUCCAAGUUGAGAUGCUGCUGAGGAGAUGGUUUUUCCCCCUGUACUGCUAAGAUGGGAUUCAUGAAACCUCAGAAAUCAGAGACUUGGCAAGUUGCAGCAACAAAGAGUAGGAAACAAACCAGUCCAAACAGAUGUAUCACAGACUACAUGAAAAAUCAGUUGUGUUUGGAUCACUUCAGAGGCCACAAAUAUAAUGUCUCCGUUAAUUGGAGGAAUUCCUAAGCCAUGAAUGGACACUAUUAGCCUUAUUGCUUCCUUCAUCAAAGAAUAAUUCUGUGAUACUGCAAAUCAGCUGAACAUAAAAUCCAUUUCCCAGUCUCACAAAGGCAGUUGUUGCCUGCUACGAUUUUAAACAUUUUAAAGCGAUAGAACCGUGUAUCCAGGAAAUACAAACAAUGUGACCUUGUUGCCGACUGCCCUCUGACAUAGUGCUUCCUCGUGUACAGACUGCAUCCAAACAUGCUUGCUGCAGCCAGCAGCGAAUGCAUCAGCAUGCAAGGCAAGUCACUGCAGCGGCUAGGCUUUGGCCUCUAUGAGUUCAUUUAGUUUUAUCAGCCAGAGCCAGGCUUUUGGAAAAAGCUACUACAUGUACAUUGUACACAACUGACAUCAACUGCACUGUCCUACGAAAUGAAGUCCUAUGCAAUACUGACACAUUUUGAUUUCAGAUUUCAAUGCAGCUGUUCACCGUGUGAUUUGCAUGUACAGUGUUUAUUUUUGUAUAAUUUACAUAAAAUAUAUCAAGGGUGCUUGCUAAAUACACGUACUUUGCACUGGUUUGGUACACUUGUGUAAAAAGUUUGACUUGAUCUGCAAUAAUGAGUGUCUUAAUGAGAAGAGUAACAAAUAUCUCUAUUUACCUCAGCGUUACACAAGAAUGGCUGACAAAGUGGGUGGAUUUUGCAAUAUUAGUCUCAUAACGAAAACUUAACUUCUGAGGUAAUUGACCCUGACACUUUUAAUUAAAGGGUUGUAUUAUUAUUUCCUUUCUUUUAAGGAACUGAGCUCAAGAACAAGUCUCCAUUUUGUGGAAUUUGACCAUUUUUUUUGCAACUAGGCACUUUGAAAGAUAACAAAAACCCUGUCAGCAUUUCAAAGGCAGAAAAUUUAUACAAAAUCAAAUCCUGAAAACAAUUAAAAAAGGGAGUCAUAAUAGCUGGAACUGCGAAUAAAAUGAACCUUUAAAAACCAGCAAAUUGGUUUUUACAAGA